Daucus carota subsp. sativus is the source of this 1110-nucleotide messenger RNA. Its product is annotated as allene oxide cyclase, chloroplastic. The coding region runs from base 111 to 854 and encodes 247 amino acids. The record is from RefSeq and is a predicted model, not a curated record. Lineage: Eukaryota; Viridiplantae; Streptophyta; Magnoliopsida; Apiales; Apiaceae. Gene Ontology annotation, biological process: jasmonic acid biosynthetic process. The transcript has 3 exons. Gene Ontology annotation, molecular function: allene-oxide cyclase activity.
CAUUCUUGCUAUAUGUAGAGGCCUUUCAUCUUCAUACUAUAAGCCACUCUUCAUUCCUUCCUAACUUCAUAUAUUCUCCACUACCUUAACCACCUUCUAUCUGUCAAAUUAUGGCUGCUUUUAGCUCCUCUACUUCUUCCUCUCUUCUUAAACCUGCAUUCAUCUCUUCCUCGCCUAAGCUAUCGGCCCAGAGUAUCUUGCCUUUUCGCGUCUCUAACCCACUGCCCCGUCGUGGCCUCAAUAUGAUCACGACCUCUGCUACCACCACCACGGUCACCACAUCAUUCUCAUGCAAAAGCCAGAGCAGCCCUCCAGAUUCUCAAACACGCGAUCAAGUUCAACAACUGUGUGUCUAUGAAAUCAACGAGAGAGACCGUGGCAGCCCUGCCUAUCUUCGUCUAAGCCAGAAAUCCGUCAAUUCCUUGGGCGAUCUCGUUCCUUUCAGCAACAAAAUCUAUACCGGAGACUUGCAGAAACGUGUGGGAAUAACAGCAGGACUAUGCGUUCUGAUCCAGAAUGUACCGGAAAAGAAAGGUGAUCGUUAUGAGGCGACAUUCAGCUUCUACUUUGGAGACUAUGGUCACAUAUGUGUGCAGGGACAGUACUUAACUUACGAGGACACUUACCUCGCUGUCACUGGUGGCUCUGGCAUUUUCGAAGGAGUGUAUGGACAGGUGAAGCUACAACAGCUGAUAUUUCCCUUUAAGUUGUUCUACACUUUCUACUUGAAAGGCAUACCAGAUUUGCCAGAGGAGUUGCUUGGUGCUGCAGUGGCUCCGUCGCCUGCAGUGGAGCCCACCGCGGCUGCCAAGGCAUGUGAGCCUGGCGCCACCAUUCUGAAUUAUACACAAUGAGAUCAAGUCAUGAUUGUGUUAAUAAGUGGUGAUGGUAAAAGGUUGAUGUUGAGUUAUUGUCUUGUUGACAACAAAAGAAGAAUCAUUUGUUUACAGUGUGCUUUUUCUUACCUUGGUCGCCUAAGUGCUGAGGUUAAUUUUUAGGUUGUUGAGAAGAUUUUGUAUGGAAAAAGUUAGAAGUGGUGGUUAAAGAUUUUAGAUUCAGUGUAAACUAAUUAUUUUGGUGGUUAAAUAAAUUGGUUUACUGUUUGAUCCA